UCAGACUGAAAACAUCAAGUUCAACAAACACAUCGGUACGAAAUGUCAUUGAAAUGAGGAAAUUCUCAUCCAGCGCCCACUUUUGCAUUGGUCUCAGCAGGCCACCGUAGAAUGCAUUGCAACACUAUACAUGUGGGGGUUUUCCAGUUGUGAGAAAUAGCUACCAUUGCAUUGCGCACGGGAUGCCGAUCAAUACGUUGUAUGUACUGUAUACAUUCACAUCGGUGUCGAGUUGGCGAAGAGCUGCACUGCUUUUACGAUUUGAACGUUGGUUAACGAUCAGAAUCCAAUACUGUUUGCCGGCAAUCGUCCACUUCUGAUUCACCAAAGAGGUUCAAGUGUACGCAGUGAGCACUAGUCACAUCUACAGCUUGAGAAUCCAUUACUGUUGCCGGCAAUCUUCCACAUCCGAUUCAUCAAAGAGGUUCAAAUGUACGCAGUGAGCAUUAGUCACAUCUACAGCUUGAGGUAACAGGAGCCCAUUCUCAUCAAGAUGGCCGAAGCUGCUUUACACACUGAGACCACUUGCAAGAUUAGACAUGUACACAUCGAAUGCCCAAUCUGCCUGAGUCGGUUCACCGAUCCGAAAAUACUGGACUGUCUUCACAGCUUCUGCUUCAAAUGUCUUCAGGAACUUAUAGAAAAACAGGAUCCGAAGACGGUUAUUAUUAUUUGCCCAAUGUGUAAAAAGGAAACGUCAAUCCCAGAUGGGGGAUUGUCGGAUCUUCUUAGCUGCUUUUUCUUAAGCUCACUUAUCGAUGACGUCAUUAAUCUUGAAGGUUCGAAGGAGGACAUUGACCCUCCUGUCUCAACUUGUGAAGGAUGCGACGAAGGUCUUGAAGCCGUCUCACAGUGUGUUGACUGUGAGGUGAAUUAUUGCAAGACAUGUCUGACAAUCCACGCAAAAUUAAAAAGUCACAGGCAUCAUCAAAUCGUUAAUGCUGUCGGCGUGUCAAAUGAGCGACCCAAAGAAAAGGACAAAACUGAAGCACAAAAAUGCCGGAAACACACUGACCAGGAACUGUGUUUCUAUUGCGACACGUGUAAAUUACUUGUGUGUCUCAAAUGUGCUGUUUUUGAUCACCGAGCGUCCAACCACAAUCUCUCUGAAAUCAAGGAUUCCAUUCGAUCUUAUCGUCGAGCUGUUGAUGAAGCCUUGCAGAAGUUUGAUGAGUGUCGCAAGCAAUUCAAAAAAGUGGAUGACUCUAUCAAGCACUCACAGCGUAGAUUACAGCUCAUGGUCAACAAGGCUCUUCGAGAUAUUGUGGCUAAGGAGGAAAAAGAAAUCACUAAGAUAAGAAAUGCAUCUCGCCUCCUUCAAGAAAGAGUCACUCAAAUCGGUCAAGAAAGAGGUGAAGGAUUUGAGAGCAUACAGAGCAGCAAUCACGAUAAGAUGAGCCGUGCAGAGCAGAUCGUAGCUUCAGUCAAUGACUUGAUGCAACAUGCUGAUAACUUUGAGCUGCUGGACCUCAAGCCAAAAGUUAUGCACAACUUAGACUUCCACAAAGAGCUUCAGUUUCAAACAGUGCAGCAUAGCAAGUCAUUCAUCGGGUUCAAAGGUCAUGAUGUCGUCACUGAUGCAGAUCUCGGUGAAAUACUAGAGGAAGAGAAGUGGGAGGUGAAGACAGAGUUUGGUAAAGAAGGGGAAGGUGAGGGGGAGUUCAAGUUGGCAAGGGACGUUGCUUGUUUUAGCAAUGGUGACAUUGUCGUUACUGAUACAUACAUGUGGCUAUUAUCCACAUUUACAUCAAAGGGUAGUUACAAAUCUACAGGUGGUCAAAGUGGAACAGAGGACGGUAAACUAAUACAACCUUAUGGUGUUGCCGUGACCUCUGAUGACCUGCUCCUGGUUACUGAUGGACAAGAUGUAAAGGUUUAUGAUAGAGAACUGAGAUACAUUCGUCAGUUCCGACCCUCACAGAAUCAAGUUGAGGGGCAGUCAAAGAGUCUACUUCGUGGUAUUUCUGUGGACAAUAAAGAUCGGAUUGCAGUGGCUGACUGUAAGAGAAAGGUCAUAUCUCUGCAUAAUAUGGAUGGAUCCAUCAUUUCCACAAUACAUCAUGAUGAUAUAAGUAGCGACUGCUUUCUAUCUAUAAGAAGCAAGGAGCGUCUGGUAUUCACACACUUCGGCAAGAUGAAUCUAGUUUGUGUGGAUUUCUUUGGAAACGAGGUGUUCAAUAUCAGCACCUCCAUUAACGGCAAAUCUGUCAAACCUUAUGGUGUGUGCUGCGACGAUGCUGGAGACAUUUUUUUGUCUGUUUAUUGCGGUGGCUGGGGAAUCAAUGAGAUACAUCAUUACGAAGCACCAGGUGAGCACAUCGGCUGUGUAGCUCGUGGCUUGUACGCACCUCUAGACAUGACGUUUACUCCUACCGGUGACCUCAUCGUGGCUGAUCGUCACUCGGUCAAGGUCUUGCAUCGUCUGUGA
This is a messenger RNA of Asterias rubens (European starfish), 2428 nucleotides long. RefSeq names its product E3 ubiquitin-protein ligase TRIM71-like. Gene Ontology annotation, biological process: positive regulation of DNA-templated transcription. Bases 494 to 2428 code for a protein of 644 amino acids. The record is from RefSeq and is a predicted model, not a curated record. Gene Ontology annotation, cellular component: nucleoplasm; chromatin. Lineage: Eukaryota; Metazoa; Echinodermata; Asteroidea; Forcipulatida; Asteriidae. Gene Ontology annotation, molecular function: ubiquitin-protein transferase activity; zinc ion binding. The transcript has 3 exons.